UUCAACUUUCCAACAUCAAAACCCUCGUAAUUCAAUUGGGUUUCUGCUGUUAUUCUCCCCUCUCUCCUCUCUCUCCUCUCUCUCGCCGAGAUUUUUAUAUGCAUACAUGCGUGGGUAUAUGUAUUUGUGCACCCCCUUGGCAAAAACACAGACUAAACACUAAAAGAACCCACAGAAUCAUACCCAAGUUAUGGAUAUUAUCUGGGGUUUGUUGAAAUUGUUGUAGAAGGCCUAAAGAAUUGAUUUUGGAGUAGCCCAUUUGGUUCUUGAUUGAUUUUGGUUGUGGUUUGAGUGUGAAAAGGCAAGAUUUUAUGUUUCUUGAUGGAUGAAAGUGCUAUGUUUGGCUUGAAUGGAGAUAAUGAUGAUAUGGGGUGGGGCAAGAAUUUGGGGGUGGUUGAUAAUGGUGGUGAAGUUGAUGAUGGUAAGUGGUUGCAAGAAAUUUGUGAUACUUUGGAGAGAAAAUGUGAUGAGUAUAAUCAGAGUUUUUUGGUUAGUAGUGAAGUGAAGGGGUCUGGUGAGGAUGAUGAUGAUGAUUGUGUGAUUUUAGAUGGUGAUCCUGACAAGGUUGGUGUCGAAAGUGAGAAUGUUGCGGUGGGGGGUGAUUCGGAUGAGCUUGUUGUUGUUGGGGAGACAGGGCAGGUCGCAUGUCGAGACUAUCCUCACCCACGAGAUCUUUGUGCUAAACUUCCCUUUACAUCUACUCCUCAUGAACAAUACUGUAACCAGUGUCACUGUUAUGUUUGUGAUGCACCGGCUCCAUGUCUCAAAUGGGGAACUGGCAUAUCUGUCAGUGACCAUUGUCAUGCCACUGGGAAGGUGGAAUUCUGGAAUCAACAAAGAAAGAGUCUAAAAAUAAGUCGUCAAAGUACAGUAUUUGUUCCUAAAGUUCAAUGUACUUCUAUGUCAACACAGCCAAUCCAAACAAAUCAAACAACAGCAUUGGGUCCACAAACACCAUAUAACAUACCACCAGCUCAGGGCCCCAUGUCGGCCCCAAAUCCGAGUAUACAGUACCAGACACUCCAGACUCAGGUCCUUAGGCCAGCACUAAAUACAUAUAUGCAAUAUCAGGCAUUUCAGGCACAGAUGGCCAGGCCAGGCCGAACAGAAGCCAUGAACAUGACAACUAUCAGAGGCCAAAGCUCUGCAGUGCCCAGAACCAAUCUGCAACCGGAUUUGGCAUCACUGCAGUCCAGAAACACUGGUAAUAACCUUGCAAGGAAUAGAAGACAUAAUGUUGGUAGUUCUGGCCCUCGAGUUAAUGUUACCCCCGCUGCUAUGUUCAAAAGGAGUGGAACCCCAGGUGUUGCUUCGGCAUCUAAUCAAAGAACUGGUCAUUUGAUCAAUGGGCGUGGAUCUACUCUAUACACAAGACUUCCUAAUGCAGUGUUAGCACCUGAUAACUGCAAUAAUGUGAUAUCUGCUCAAGCGAAUGGGAAUUCGAGCAUGUGUGGGCCCUCCCUUCAACAAUACAUGCAUCAGAGGCCUAAUAUUAUGGCUUUUCAGUCUCAACUACAAUCUCGUUUAUUCUCACAGUCUACUGUGGCUACCAAUCAAGUCUUUACUCAACCUCUGUUCUCUGACCUGUCAAACAGAAGCACUGUCUUUUUGUAUUCAACUACUCAACCUCAAAUACCAUCUCAAAAGGAAAAUGUGGGCAGCAUGUCCUCAAGACCAGGUUUACCUCAACCCCAAGUGUCCUUGCAGCCCGAUUUACCCAACAGCUCUGCGAAUACAGUACCUUCCCAGCCUCCUGUCUCUUAUCAGACUAGUCAUGCUUCAAACUAUCAGCAAAAUAUUAUUCAGCAACAGAAUCAAAUCAACAAUUUUGGGGAUACUGGUUUUUCUGAAAUCGCCUUAAAUUGGCUCACAAAUACAACCAUCCCGAGCAGCCAACAAAGCCAAGAACAAAACUCUCAACUUCCAGCCUCAGGUUCUUUCGAUGAGUUUGAUUGCUUUUUUAGCGGGAGCUCAGCAUUUGAUUUGAUUCGUGAUCCUUGGACGUUGAAUGGUGAAGAAUCUGCAAGAAUUUCUUCCGAAUCAGCUACAGCUACAGUAGAUGUAGGAACUUUGUUCGGUUAGUAAUCAUCUUACUAAUUAGAUAGAAUUUUCUGCAAAUUCUGUAGGAGGGAUAGUUUAGCUUCGACUUGCACAAAGUAACCUUUGCCUUGAAAAUAUAUGUAUACCAAGCUAGUGACUAAUCUCUCGGCUAGGAAAGAUCCAUACUGUAGCAGAAAACCAGAUGUUUUUUUUUCUUUUUCUAUCAAAUCGGAAGCUCUUUAGCAUA
Messenger RNA from Daucus carota subsp. sativus, 2287 nucleotides. RefSeq lists its product as uncharacterized. The record is from RefSeq and is a predicted model, not a curated record. Bases 322 to 2082 code for a protein of 586 amino acids. NCBI's taxonomy places the organism in Eukaryota, Viridiplantae, Streptophyta, Magnoliopsida, Apiales, Apiaceae. The transcript is spliced from 3 exons.